This is a messenger RNA of Apaloderma vittatum (bar-tailed trogon), 1701 nucleotides long. RefSeq names its product solute carrier family 30 (zinc transporter), member 1 (gene SLC30A1). Gene Ontology annotation, biological process: zinc ion transmembrane transport; intracellular zinc ion homeostasis; detoxification of zinc ion. NCBI's taxonomy places the organism in Eukaryota, Metazoa, Chordata, Aves, Trogoniformes, Trogonidae. Gene Ontology annotation, cellular component: endoplasmic reticulum; Golgi apparatus. The transcript has 2 exons. The record is from RefSeq and is a predicted model, not a curated record. Gene Ontology annotation, molecular function: zinc ion transmembrane transporter activity; calcium channel inhibitor activity. The annotation marks the transcript as partial.
CAGGAGAGGCUAGGUGAUCUGAAAGACAACAUGACUGACCUACAGGUGAAUGGAAACGCUGGGCAUUAUCCUCUGGAUGUAGAGGAGGUUGAAGAAGACUCUAGUGCGCAGCUUAACAUGCGUGGAGUUUUUCUGCAUGUUUUUGGAGAUGCCUUAGGUUCGGUAAUUGUGGUAGUGAAUGCCUUGCUCUUUUAUGGGCUGUGGAAUCCGUGUCCCAAAGACGGGCCCUGCUUUAAUCCGUGUGUCAAUAAUCAUUGCAUGGAAAAUGCUACUUUAUCCCAAACACUUGGCAGAGCAAACGAGUCUGAGCAAGAGAGCAUUACAGUGGCUGGUCCAUGCUGGUUACUAUAUUUAGAUCCUGUUCUUUGUCUGAUAAUGGUUUGUAUCCUCCUGUACACAACUUACCCGUUACUUAGGGAGUCGGCCCUUAUACUUCUACAGACUGUUCCCAAACAGAUAGAUGUUCAUUCUCUGAACUCAAAAUUACGUACCCUUGAAGGAGUUGAAGCAGUCCAUGAGUUACACAUUUGGCAGCUGGCAGGCAGUAGGAUCAUUGGCACUGCUCACAUCAAGUGUCCCGACCCUUCCACGUACAUGAUGGUGGCGAAGCGCAUCAAAGAGAUCUUUCAUGAUGAAGGGAUUCAUGCAACUACCAUUCAGCCAGAGUUUGCCAGCGUUGGCUCUGAAUCGGGGAGAGGGAAAUGUGAGUUUCCUUGCAGGACUCAGUGUGCUUUGAAGCAGUGUUGUGGAACGGGAGAAGAUAGUACUGCAAAGAAGACGGAAAAGUCUUCGUCGCUUAGUAUUUCUUGUUCAGAAGUUGUCAUUGAGUUUCCAAAAACUAGGAGGACUAAGUCGGAGAGCAUCCCUUCCGUUAAGCUAGAGGCAAACACCGAUCAGAACGAGCAGUUUGAGUCGUCGUUGUAAGUCCCCGAAUGGUGCUACCUGAGUUUUGGUGACUUUGACAACAGCUGUGUUGCAAGAGGAAGAGACAGACGUUUGAGAUGCAAUUUUGCCAAGUAGUGUAAUUGCUGAAGUCCUUGUUCUUGUCAUAUUGCUAAAUCUAGAAUGCUUGUUUUAAAGAACAUGUCGCUGUCAUGAUACAAUGUGUUUUGUGUUGACUUUGGACUGAGGCAGACAGAAAGUGCACCGAUGCUGUAACAACUUCGGAAAACCAGUUUCAACAUUUCAGCAGAAACACUUUUCCUGUGCUUCAAAUGAAAAUAUUUUUUUUCCAGUGAAAAGAUAUUUGAGGGAUAAGCAUGUAGGAACUCAAUUUGUGUUACAGAUUUUUUUGGACCUACUCUUUAAUAUUUGAUUUGUAGAUAUUUUAAUAUAUUGUUUAUUUAGAAACCCUAAGGAAACCAAAGCUCAUAGAACAUUUUUAAAGAUAUAACUACUUAAAACUGGAAACCACUUUGCCGUUUCACAUAUUUUUCUUAAAUCUAUAUAAUAAUAAAUGUGAAGGCUUUUCUAAUGAAUAUAUCAUAUAGCGUAUUUUAAAGAGAACAUCGUAUGAUUAUUAGAAACUGUACCCAGUUUAUCUGGUAAGAUAGUGAGGUAGUUAAAAUCAACUGCUUGGGAAAAUAUCAGAUGUGAAAGGUUUUGGUUUUGUUUUUUUUUCUAUCAAAAUGGAAGUUCAAGCUCCUGUGUACUGCUCUGUGAUCAAGACAUGAGACUGACCGGUAAAGUAACACGUACUUU